CAAUCUGCUGCAGUUGAUAGCUUUCCUUUCAUACAAGAAUAAAAUCUCUCAAAUUCCAACAAGCAAAAAUCCUAGAAACAAAAGAAAGGAUAUAUGUAAGAAAAAAAAAGAGUUAAUGCAUUUAGUCAGAUCAAUGACUGCCUAACUGCCUCCUCUAAUACUGCCUGCAAUUCUCUUCCCUGCUGCUUGUUUCUGCCAUUUAACAUAAAGGAAAACAGAGAAAGAAACAAUGGCAGUUGGAGGCGCUGCUAAAGUAGGUGUGUUCGCACCAUUUCCUGUCAAAGACCAGCUCCCUGGCGUUGAUUUCUGUGUCUCCAGCUCUCCUUCUUGGCCUGAAGCAAUACUACUAGGUUUUCAGCAUUACCUAGUGAUGCUCGGGACUACUGUGAUCAUUCCUUCCAUAUUCGUUCUUUUGAUUAGCCGUUUCAAUGUGGAGAAGGCUGAGAUGAUUAACACGCUGCUCUUUGUUGCGGGUAUAAACACUCUAUUGCAGACAUGGUUCGGCACUCGGCUUCCUGUGGUCAUUGGAGGAUCCUAUGCUUUUAGCAUCCCCACAAUAACCAUUUCUUUAUCUACUAACAAUAGCACUAAUGUCAUAUUUCUUACUCCACGUCAGCUGGCAAAAUGUGUUGAAAUUGGAAUCCUGGCACUCCUUUUUGUGGUCUUCAUAUCUCAGUUUGGUCCUCACAUGAUGAAAUCAAGGAGCACCAUAUGCAGUCGGUUUGCAGUUCUGUUUGCCAUUGCAGUUGUAUGGGCAUAUGCUGCAGUUUUGACUGUGGCUGGUGCAUAUAAUAAUAAGCAUCCAGACACCCAACUUAGCUCUCGUGUUGAUCGUGCUGGGCUCAUUAGUGCUGCUCCUUGGAUAAAGGUUCCAUAUCCAUUUCAAUGGGGACGUCCCACUUUUGACGCUGGUGAUGUUCUUGCGAUGAUGGCUGCUUGUUUUGUUGCUAUAGUUGAGGUACAAUUUAUCAAGUCUACUGGUACAAUUAUUGAGGUAUCAAGAUAUGGGAGUGCCACUCCUCUGCCUCCUUCUGUACUUAGCCGUGGUAUUGGAUGGCUGUGAAAAUGCAGGUCUUUUGGGAUUAACACGAGUUGGAAGUUGGAGAGUUGUUCAAAUAUCAGCGGGCUUCAUGCUUUUCUUUUCUGUGCUAAGUGCAGUAUUCCACAUUGCAAUUUUUUAUUUUCUUUUUAUGAAUGAAUUGAAUUUCAUUUCUCAUGGCAAUCAAUGUUUUAGAUUCUCUUUUUGUCCUGUCAUGAUUAUUGACCACUGUCCUUUUAAAAAGGCUCCUUAUCUUUUUCCUAUCAUUUCAACUUGAAGUCUUUAUCAAUUUUGCGAAUAGAAAUCUGGCACCAUCAUUGCAUUGUUUACCCAGUAAUUGUUUUUACACUGUUGCAACUUAUCUUUAACAGGAAAAUUCGGGACUGUUCUUGCUUCCCAUACCAUUGCCAAUUGUGGCAGCUCUUUACUGUGUCCUCUUUGCCUAUGCGGGUAUGUAUUACUUUUCUAUGUUUUUUAUGGCUGGAUCUAAAUUAUCAAUCAAUUUUACCAAGAGCAAAAUGAUGUUCAGUGGGACAGUUUGCCUGAUUCUACAAUAGAAAUGUUAACGAUGAAGAUUAAAACACUAAAGACUACUGGAAGUCACAUAACUCAGUUAAAGUUUUGUAUGUGAAUUAACGUUACUAACACAUGUUACUGCCAGCUGAUUAUGAGCGUGUUUGGCAGUGUGGUUGCGGUUGCUUUUCAAAUAACUUUUCGUGUCAAAAUGCAUGCCAAUGAUGUUUUUUCAUUUUUUAAAAAUCAUUUUUUAUAUCAGCACAUCAAAACGAUCCAAAACGCACAAAUCAUAUUAAAUUUUAGCAAAAAAAAAAAUCAAAUUUUUUGGGAACACAGUCGCAGCCGCGUUCCCAAACGUAUCCUACAAGAAGAUGCUAGAGAAAAGUCCAGAGUCACCACAAUAGGUAGUUAGGCCCUCUGUUCUUACUAGUCAGUGUAUACCUCUAUUCUGUAGUUGUUUUUGUAGAAACCAUAUGGCAUUCCUAAUUCAAGACUCAACUUCAUAAACUGAACAGAUAGGAAUUGCUGUGGUAAAUGAAAUAGUGAGCGACAGGAGAAAAUGAAUUUAGUUUCUAUGAGAUUUUUCAUCUCUCUGUCUGUUGGUUAGGAAGAUUGAUACAUGCUGUCACUUUUUUUCAAGCUCACAUAAUAACUCACUGGUUGGAGCCAAAAUAGGGUGGUAUCUUCGUAGUGCAAAGAGGAAGGGUUGACUUAUUAAGAAGUUUCACAUGGAAAAUAAAGAUCAAACAAGAAUCUAUGUGUUCUAUACUAGUUUUUGAACAUGGUAUAUGAAGAUCAACAGGGAUCAAUUUGUUUUGUAAUAUCUCUUAGUUAUGCUCCAUUGUUCUACUGUCAACUUCCCUUCAAGGAAACCAUUUUAAUCGACUUUUGACUCUGAUAUUUUUGUGGGAGAAGCAGCUUCUGCUGGUCUGGGAUUUCUCCAGUUCUGCAACUCAAUAGCUUCAGAACAAAGUUCAUCCUUGGCUUUUCUCUCUUCUUGGGCCUUCCUGUGCCACAGUACUUCAAGGAAUACCUUUUGGUUUCUGGUCGUGGCCCUGUCCACACUGGUGCCACCUGGUUACGAAUGUUUGAAUUGCAUCUGAUCUUAUAGCAUAAUCGUUGUUCAAUAAAUUUAUUAAGAGAUUUGUAUUUUGAUGAAGUUGUUCUGAUUUCUUCAGUUCAACGACAUAAUGCAAGUGAUCUUCUCCUCUCCAGCAACAGUGGCAAUUUUAGUUGCUUGUUUCUUGGACUGCACUCACAGUCUGGCGCACAGCACAACCCGCCGAGAGAGUGGCUGGCACUGGUGGGAGAGGUUCAGAUAUUUUAGUCACGACACCUAGAGUGAGGAGUUCUAUACACUACCUUGGAAUCUUAACAGGUUUUUCCCUUCAUUCUAAUUUUGGAGCUCUUCCUUGCCAUCAAAGAAAAGCUGAAAAGAAGUGAAAAUAAACAAAAUUCUGAAUUUGUUGCACUCCAAGUAUCUCGAGAGUGUUUGAGAGUGUGGUUGCGGUUAUUUUUCAAAGUGUUUUUCUCGAAAAUAUAUCAAAAUAAUAUUUUUUUAUUUUUUAUUUUUUUUUUAUAUCAGCGUAUUAAAAUAAUCUAAAAACAUAAAAAAAAUUAUUAAUUUAAAGCAAAGAAAAAAAUUAAAAAAAAUUAAAUUUUUUUAAAAAUGUUUUUGAAAUGUAAAAACAAACAACACCGCAAUAAUAUUAUAUAUCAAAAUGAGAAUUACAUUGAAUGGGAAUAGUUAAGCCAGACACGCCAACUUGGUAGUCUAAACUUGUGAUUGCAAUAUUAUUUAUAAAUAUCAAAUGCAAACAGUAAUGAUCUUUGAAAAAUCUACCGCAGAUAGAAUUUUAUUCACGAUAAACAAUGCCAUCAUAAUAAAUUGAUGGUAGCUUUAUUAAGCAUUCUCGAAGAUAAUGCAUGUCAUAUGUUUAAUUUUAGCUUGUGAAGAACCUUUUUAUCUCGCUUCUUUUAUGAGAAUAAGAAUCUGUCGUGCUUUGUGAAUUGGCCUUUCUGAUUGCGAAGGAUUUCUUUUCUUUUUAUUUUAUUUGGAUGAACCUAACAUCCGUUUUUCCUACAGGCUACAGAUGUUAGAAUGCAAUUCACCAUAGCUAAAUUCUUUUACAGCAGGUUUUUAUGUAGCUUUGUGUGAGAGCUGGUGUUGUAAUAUCUCAAAAUCACUUUUGAAGGUGUAUGAAAUAGAAUUUAGUCUCAAUCAGAUGCUCUUUUUUUCUUUUUUCUUUUUGCUGUGUACUGUGGAGUACAUUUUGGCAAAGCUAUGUGUCUUGGCCAUUGCCACACCUUUAAAGUUUAAACGUGACAAGAAGUUUAUCUUC
This is a messenger RNA of Populus nigra (black poplar), 3897 nucleotides long. Its product is annotated as nucleobase-ascorbate transporter 4. NCBI's taxonomy places the organism in Eukaryota, Viridiplantae, Streptophyta, Magnoliopsida, Malpighiales, Salicaceae. Gene Ontology annotation, molecular function: transmembrane transporter activity. The record is from RefSeq and is a predicted model, not a curated record. Gene Ontology annotation, cellular component: membrane. Gene Ontology annotation, biological process: transmembrane transport.